CCGCGGCGAGCCCCCCGACGGCACACACGCGUUCAGGCCACUGGCUACUCAGCAUCACUCCGCCGGUCCACGCCAGACGCGCCAGACGGACCCGACGGACCGCGCUAGCGAGUCGUCGACGUCGUGCAAGAACUUAGCGCGUUUCGCUUGUGCUGCUGCUACACCUGCAAGGACUACAGGACUUAGUGUUUUUCGUCUCAACAACGACAAAACGAUUUUAAAACAAAGUGUGAUAGUGUUGUUAAUUUUUUCGCUCAUCACAACAAACGAACAAAUUUUAUUUUUUAUUAAAAGUGUGACUUUGCGUUUUUGUUUCGUUUUGAUUGGAUUACGGAAAACAGUGUGAAAUGUUACCGAAGGAAAAGCGACUACGCUCUGUACAUUGAGCAUGUUUUUCGGCCACAUGCCACCGCAAGUUAUUCGGAGGACGAUUUCAAAGUUUUGCGUUGAUUAAACAAGUUGUUUUUAUUUUUCGUUUCUGGACUGAGAGUGCAACACAACGGACUCCAAGAUGAGAAUUAAAAUGCCAGCAGUGCGUAUUGCCCAAGAUACUGAUGAGGGUAUGACGAAUGAUAAUCACCAGGACAUCCUCACGUGCGGGGCAUGCCAGAAGCCCUUCGCAUUGGGUGAUAUCGUGCGAUUCAUCCAGCACAAAAUCACCACGUGCAACAAAGAGAAUAAUUGCUAUCCGCACGCGACGGAUCGCAACGACAACGAUGCAAACGAGGGCGCGUAUCCACUAGCGGCGAUCAAUUCACGCCGGCCGAGUAUAUCGGCGCCCAUCUCGGGCAAGAAGGCUUCGAGCAGUGGGACGCGUGUUCAUACACCGCCUCCAGCCUCGCCGCGUUUACCCGCUCCCGGUGAUCUCUGCGUGGAUGGUGCUGCAUCAUCCACACCCAAACAUCGUGCUUCCUCGUCGCCGCUCACGUCUUCCAUCGAGGAUGAGCAUGACAUCAAGCCCAGUAUUAAACAGGAGCGGAUGGAUACCUCGUCCAGUGGGCAGGAGGAGAGCUCGUGUAAGAAGAGUCGAACGGAGGUGGCCGACGCCGAGUCCAAUACAACACACAGUGAACCGAGCAAUUACGUGUGUUCCACGUGCAAAGCGCGCCUGCACUCCGCAUGGCGUCUGGUGCAACACGUGCAGCAUUCGCACGGAGUGAAGAUUUACGUGGAAAGUUCCCCGACUAGUAGCAGCAAGUCGUCGAGUACCAGUAAUAACAACAACAACCAUAGCUCGUCAUCGACUAGUAGCACAUCUUCGGGAUGCUCAUCGGCUGGUGGUGCUCCACCAGUGCCGAAUAAUAUGCGACAUCUUUUACCUCCUCCUGACCUACACAACCCGUUUGGUGUUGGUAGUCUUCUUCGUUUACCAAUGCCACCGCUCAAUCAUGGACCUGUCCCACCUGCACCUCUAUUCUCUCGUCCUGAGCAUCACUUUCGUAUGGAGCAGCUGGGCAGUGAGCAAUUCCGUAAUUAUGGAUUGAAUCUUGCUGCCGCCGCUGCUGCGGUUGCCGCUAGCGGGGGUGUUGUCCCACCACCACCGCAUUCGAAUUUUCCCUCGCCCGCGGACCGUCAGCCAGCCGUGACGACCUCGCGGGAGCGCAGCACCCCCAACGCAGGGCCCGGAGUGGCCGCAGCGGCCGCGACCAUGGCGGCGUCGUUGGAACCCCAGCUGGAUUUUUACUCGCAGCGGUUGAGGCAACUCGCUGGUACAACCAGCCCCGGAGUGGCGGCACAGGCGGGCUCGCCGUCGCCCCGGAAGCACUCGCCGCAAGCGUUCGCCAGUCCCUCGCCCUCUCUGCCCGCCAGCCACACCGCCAACACCACCACCGGCACCAGCGGCAGCAGCGCCCAGAAUAAUCACAGCACCAGCUCGUCUGCUUCCGCUGCUAGUAGUGGCAACAACAAUAACAACAACAAUCCAGACUCGCGUCCUUCGAGUGUUUCACCACAGCAGAACCUCAUUAAACUGGAAGAGCCGCUUACAACCACUCCACGCAGUACGGCCACACCUGAUGGUAAACCAAUGUCACCGGGUAGGAAUAAUUUAGGAGAUGCCAUCCAUGCAUGCGACUAUUGCGGGAAGAAAUUCCGAUACCAAAGUAAUCUGGAGGUACAUCGACGUACGCAUACCGGGGAACUGCCCUACAAGUGCACGGUGUGUGACCACGCUUGCGCACAGAGCUCCAAAUUAAAACGCCACAUGAAAAUUCACCGUACUCCAGAAGACCGUACCAGUAACGCCGGGUCAGUUGAAACCAUCGACGGGGAAGACUCCGAGGAUGAAGACAUGGAAGAAGAAGAAGAGGAAGAAGAUGAAGAGAUGGAACCAGAGGAGGAAGCUGAGGAUCUUUCAGUACCCUCACAACUAGACCCAAAGUGUCAAUCAGCUUCCUUAGUCGGGGAACUCAUGGACAAGUUUGGCUUAAGCAACAUCGCACAAUACAGCGAAGCGUACAAACAGGCUCUCCAAGAAUCAGGGUCAGCCCUUAAACUACAAAUGAAUUUGAAGGAUCGCGAUCGUGACAACAACAACACCCUUGCCACCCAAUUCAAAAUCCGCGAUGAUUUCAAAGGAUUCCUGCCUGGCAAUCAACUUCCUCAAUCCGGUCAUCCAUCAUUGCCAAUUUUUGCACCUUUCAAUGACUUCGAGAUGUCAAAAAGGUUAAAACUGGACCUGGAUCGGAAUGAUUGGUGGAUGGGUAACAAGGGUCUACCAGGACCUAGUUUAGCUGGCCUGCAAGGACCUUUAAUGAAGAAAGAAUCACGACGUAAUGACACAUGUGAAUUCUGCGGCAAGGUGUUCAAAAACUGUUCGAACCUGACAGUCCACCGUCGGUCCCACACCGGCGAGAAACCCUACAAAUGCGAACUCUGCUCGUACGCCUGCGCACAGAGCUCCAAGCUAACACGCCACAUGAAAACGCACGGUCGCAUUGGAAAGGAUGUCUACCGCUGCCGGUUCUGUGAGAUGCCCUUCUCGGUACCCUCGACGCUGGAGAAACACAUGCGCAAGUGUGUGGUCAACCAGGGUAAGGGGCAUCUGCUCGCCUCGCUGCCGAUGCUCUCCGGUGAUGAGGAUUCAUCAUCAGCGAGCAUCCCCUCCAAGGAGGCCACAUGACUCUUCCCAUGGGGCGGCAUGCGCUUGCCGCCGCCCCCACCGAGCAUCACGUACUAGUCCCCGCAGGGUUGAAACUCGACACGUAACGAUAGGUGGCGCCACCGGUGACGGCCGAUAGCAUAUCGGCGCAGUGACGGACGAUGUUCCAUAUGCGUGCGGAGCGCGUGCACCAUUCCAAUAUAUCAAGUUGCGGGAAUCCGAGUAACUUUGUAUAUUCGAAUGGGACGCACAUACAAACACAAACACACAUAUACACAAAUUGUACAUAGACAUAGUGAAUGAGAGGGAUACGAGCGCACGCCUCCCACGAAUCCUAGCUCUUAGUAAAACUACGAAAAUCUAAACGUAAUUAAACGACUAAGUAAUAUAUUCUACCUAUUAUUAUAUUGUGUAAUUUUUGAAGACAAAUUAUUAGCACUUUUCAUUAUUAUUAUUAUUAUUAUUGAAUUAUUUGUUGUAACUGAUACCAAAGCAAUGUUUAAAUCGUAUAUUUUUUCGCUCUGUUUUUGUGAAAAAAGAAAUGACGAAGGAUGAUGACGAUGAUGAUGAUGAUGAUGAAUUUACUGUUCGUGCGUCGAAUGUGAAAUGAAUGUGAGAUUUUUGAGACUGACAAACGGCGGCAAUUUCGGACCGCCCUCCACGCGCCGUGCGGAAAAAUUAGCAAAAUUGCGGGGUCGGUCCAAAAAGUGCGCGCCCGAUGCCCACACGCAGCACACACAUUCCCGGAUCAUAUCAAACGAGCAAUCGACGCUGAUCGAGCGGAAAGUCGAUGAAAAUACAAAAAAUUCUGAAAAACGCGUAACUAACUUAAUAAGCAAUCGGCCAGUCUCCUCUCCUCCGCGAAGAAGAAGCAGGCGCCUGUAAAUAAUACACGUUCAUGUCCUCCACUCACUCUCUCUGUCUCUUUCCGUCUCUCGCUGGGCGAAAUCAAUGUCGAAUUUCUGUGAAAACGUUUUUCGAGACACACACGAGCAAACGAAUUGUACAAAAUAAACACUAAUUAAAAUUACUACUAUUACUAAAUGAUAAAAAUUAUUAUAAUGCAUAUAUGCGUAUUGAAUAAUAAUGAGUGUUUCUUCCUAACGAGCGGCGCGCGCGGCGAGAGAUCGACGCGAUCGAGGAGAGCGAAAUGUGUUGACACGAAAGAGAUAAACCAAAAAUCAAACAAUAAAUUUCCUAUUUCGUAAAUUAAAUAAAUAAAAAUGAAGCAAAUUACAGUUCAAGAUUAUGUAUGUACUUAAAGAAAUGAAUUCGAUGCAAAUUAUAUAUGAGAAAUGAUGAAACGAAACAGGACGAUAUGACGACGAUGUUCACGAUGAAUGUUUAGUUCAAUAAAAAUAGAUUUCAUGUUUUUAAAAUUUAAAUGUUGGUGUUUUAAUGAGCGGGCGCUGCUGAAGCGCGAGCAUGGAUCCUACUGAUUGACGAAUUGGACAAGAAAAAAAUUAGAAAUUAAAGUUUCAUUUAUUAAAAA
Messenger RNA from Dalotia coriaria, 4592 nucleotides. It is a transcript of the gene Cph, whose product is annotated as BCL11 transcription factor chronophage. Gene Ontology annotation, molecular function: RNA polymerase II cis-regulatory region sequence-specific DNA binding; DNA-binding transcription factor activity. The record is from RefSeq and is a predicted model, not a curated record. Gene Ontology annotation, biological process: regulation of transcription by RNA polymerase II. Gene Ontology annotation, cellular component: nucleus. The coding region runs from base 512 to 3121 and encodes 869 amino acids. The transcript has 3 exons. Lineage: Eukaryota; Metazoa; Arthropoda; Insecta; Coleoptera; Staphylinidae.